UUCGCAUACGGCUUAUCUAAAGCCCUAGAAAAGCAAUGUGCUGUGCGCGAUAGCGAAGAGCUGCGCGGCGUCGUGCGAUCCGAGGUAAGCGCGCUGUGGAGCUGGAAUCUAUGGCGGCGGAGAUGCUAGCUCCGAGAUUUCGAGGUAUCGAUGCGCCUGCAUUCUCGGAUUUCACCGAGAACCGGCUCAAGCACGCAGCGGCGGGGUGUAGGGAUUGGAAUGGUCGUCGAUCGCACAGAGGGCUUGCUGUGAGAGCCAGCGGUAGCGGCGCCUGGCAUUGGAAUCCAUCGCAAUAUCGCCACGCGAGGAAGAAAUGGGAGGCCCGAUCUGCGGAACAGGAGGUCGAGUCACUGCCAUUCAUCGAAUGGUCCAAGAAAGGCAAUGUUUGCAAGGGGAAGAAGAGGACAGACCUCAAGAAGAUUCUCAUCCUUGGCGCUGGUCCCAUUGUCAUUGGUCAGGCUUGCGAGUUUGACUACUCUGGGACUCAGGCAUGCAAGGCCUUGAAAGAAGAAGGCUACGAAGUGGUGCUUAUCAACUCCAACCCCGCUACGAUCAUGACGGAUCCGGAUCUCGCGGACCGGACUUACAUCGCUCCCAUGACUCCGGAGCUCGUGGAGCAAGUCAUCGCGAAGGAGAGGCCGGAUGCGGUCUUGCCGACGAUGGGCGGACAGACGGCUUUGAAUCUGGCGGUUGCUCUGGCGGAGAGUGGAGCUCUGGACAAGUAUGGAGUGGAGCUCAUCGGUGCCAAGCUCGAUGCGAUCAAAAAGGCCGAGGACAGGGAUCUCUUCCGGCAAGCCAUGCAGAAGAUUGGAGUGAAGACGCCACCUUCGGGUAUCGCCACCACUCUGGAGGAGUGCUUCCAGAUAGCCGAGACGAUUGGGGAGUUUCCUUUGAUCAUCCGCCCUGCGUUUACUCUUGGAGGCACUGGGGGAGGGAUUGCGUACAACAGGGAGGAGCUCGAAACUAUCUGUAAGUCUGGAUUGACCGCAAGCAUCACUUCGCAGGUCUUGGUUGAGAAGUCCUUGCUGGGCUGGAAGGAAUACGAACUAGAAGUGAUGAGGGACCUCGCUGACAACGUUGUCAUCAUCUGCUCGAUCGAGAACAUCGAUCCCAUGGGUGUUCACACUGGGGACUCCAUCACUGUAGCUCCAGCGCAGACAUUGACAGAUAAAGAGUAUCAGAGGCUGCGGGACCAGGCUAUAGCAAUCAUCCGAGAGAUUGGAGUUGAAUGCGGUGGCUCCAACGUGCAGUUUGCUAUAAAUCCCGAGGAUGGAGAGGUGAUGAUUAUCGAGAUGAAUCCCCGUGUCUCGAGGUCGUCUGCUCUGGCUUCAAAGGCAACUGGUUUUCCUAUCGCUAAAAUGGCAGCCAAGCUGUCGGUGGGCUACACUCUGGACCAGAUUCCCAACGACAUCACCAGGAAGACGCCUGCUAGUUUUGAGCCAUCCAUUGACUACGUGGUGACAAAGAUUCCACGUUUCGCUUUUGAAAAGUUUCCGGGCUCCCAGGCCAUACUUACCACUCAAAUGAAGUCUGUUGGUGAGGCCAUGGCGAUUGGGCGGACGUUCCAGGAAUCGUUCCAGAAAGCCGUGCGUUCUCUAGAAACCGGUCACUCGGGAUGGGGUUGCGAAGAUAGCAAAGAGCUCAAGUGGGAUAUUGAGGAGCUGAAGUAUAAGUUGCGAGUACCCAACCCGGACAGGAUGUAUGCCGUCUACGCAGCUAUGAAGAGAGGAAUGAGCGCGGAAGAAAUUCACGAGCUCACUUUUAUCGAUCCGUGGUUCCUGGGAGAGCUCAAGGAGUUGUUUGGGGUGGAGGAGUUUCUGUCCAACACAAAACUGACAGAGCUGAGUAAGGACGACAUGUACGAGAUUAAGCGACGGGGUUUCAGCGAUAGACAAGUUGCUUAUGCGACCAAAAGCGCCGAAGCGGAGGUUCGAGCUCAUAGGAUCGCUCUCGGAGUGGUGCCAGCAUUUAAGCGUGUGGACACUUGUGCUGCAGAGUUCGAAGCCAAGACACCUUACAUGUACUCAUCCUACGACGAUGAGUGCGAGGCUAACUCGGGCAGCAAGAGAAAGGUAUUGAUCCUUGGCGGCGGUCCCAAUCGCAUCGGACAAGGCAUUGAAUUCGACUACUGCUGCUGCCAUGCGUCCUUUGUGCUCCGGGAAGCGGGAUUCGAGACAAUAAUGAUGAACUCAAAUCCGGAAACCGUGUCAACGGACUACGAUACGAGCGAUCGUCUGUAUUUCGAACCACUAACAACAGAGGACGUUCUAAAUAUCAUUGAUCUGGAGAAGCCGGACGGAAUUAUUGUCCAGUUUGGUGGACAGACGCCUCUGAAGCUGGCUGUGCCUAUACAGAACUAUCUGGACGACUUCAAACCGUUGUCAGCCAGUGGUGACGGCUACGUGAAGAUAUGGGGGACGUCUCCAGAUUCUAUUGACGCGUCCGAGGACAGGAAGAGGUUCGAGAGCAUACUAAACCAGCUCGGGAUCAAGCAGCCUCCGGGUGGCAUCGCUCGUAGUGAAGAAGACGCACUGGCUAUUGCAAAGAGAGUUGGCUUCCCGGUCGUUGUGCGUCCAUCCUAUGUUCUUGGUGGACGGGCCAUGGAGAUCGUUUACAGCAACGACAAGCUCAAGAAGUACCUGGAGACUGCGGUCGAAGUCGAUCCGGGCAGACCAGUGCUGGUGGACAAGUAUCUCACAGACUCCUCCGAGAUCGAUGUGGACUGCCUGGCGGAUGGAAACGGGGGCGUGGUUAUAGGAGGGAUCAUGGAGCACAUCGAGCAAGCUGGAGUCCAUUCCGGGGACUCUGCUUGCUCGAUUCCGACGCAAACCAUUCCAGCGGUUGCUUUAGCGACGAUACGGGACGCCACCACCAAGCUUGCCAAGAAGCUCAACGUUUGCGGGCUGAUGAACUGCCAGUUUGCCAUCACGCAGUCUGGAGAAGUUUACAUCAUUGAGGCGAAUCCACGAGCGUCACGAACCGUGCCGUUUGUUUCCAAGGCGAUUGGACAUCCGCUGGCCAAGUACGCUGCUCUGGUCAUGUCCGGGAAGAGCUUGGGCGAUCUCGGCUUCAGCCAGGAAGUGAUACCGGCGCACGUCUCCGUGAAAGAGGCGGUGCUUCCCUUCGACAAGUUCCAGGGCUGCGACGUUCUACUCGGCCCGGAGAUGAGAAGCACGGGUGAAGUCAUGGGAAUCGACUACAGCUUCGACAAGGCAUUUGGAAAGUCGCAGAUCGCCGCCAACCAGAAGCUCCCGCUGCAAGGCACGGUGUUCAUCAGCUUGAACGACCAGACCAAGGCCCAGGCGGUCCCAAUCGCGCGAGGCUUCCACGCGCUGGGAUUCAACAUCGUGUCGACGAGCGGCACCGCAAAGUUUCUCGAGGAGCAGGGGAUCCCGGUGGAGCGAGUGCUGAAGCUGCACGAAGGGAGGCCUCACGCGGGCGAUCUGGUGGCGAAUGGACAGAUCCAGCUGAUGAUCAUCACGAGCUCGGGUGACGCUCUGGACGAGAAGGAUGGGAGGCAGCUGAGGAGAUCGGCGCUGGCGUACAAGGUUCCAAUCGUCACCACCAUCGCGGGUGGACUGGCGAACCUCCAGGCGGUGAAGAGCUUGAAGGAGUGUCCCGUGGAGAUGCUGGCCCUCCAGGACUUUUUCAAGGCGGACAAGGUGGUAGCCGAGAUUGCGAGUGUGGUGGUGUGAAAAAAAAAAGAUGCGUGCUCCUCUCCUCGAGUGUUUUUGUGUGAUGUUUCAUCAAUAAACGAGGCUUGCGACUGAUACCACCAAA
Molecule: messenger RNA, 3780 nt
Organism: Selaginella moellendorffii
Lineage: Eukaryota; Viridiplantae; Streptophyta; Lycopodiopsida; Selaginellales; Selaginellaceae
Product: carbamoyl-phosphate synthase large chain, chloroplastic
Exons: 3
Coding region: 111-3695 (1194 amino acids)
Biological process (GO): L-glutamine metabolic process
Cellular component (GO): cytoplasm
Molecular function (GO): ATP binding; metal ion binding
Source: RefSeq, a predicted model, not a curated record